Messenger RNA from Saccharomycopsis crataegensis, 366 nucleotides. RefSeq lists its product as uncharacterized. The coding region runs from base 1 to 366 and encodes 121 amino acids. The transcript has a single exon. The record is from RefSeq and is a predicted model, not a curated record. Lineage: Eukaryota; Fungi; Ascomycota; Saccharomycetes; Ascoideales; Saccharomycopsidaceae.
AUGAUGAACCACCACCUAACUACGGUGACCACCGCCCCACUACGGCCGUCGAACUUUGUCACUUUAUCACAGAUCGGGGUCGAGCAUGCCACAGGCAACGUUGUGGGGGCCACGGUUGGGCCACAGACCAUCCAGGCGAUCAGCAAUAUCCAACAGCAACUCCGAGGACGAGGGAUUGGGUUGGAGAAUGUGGUUCUGGUAUUAGUGUUUGUGAGUUCCCCUAACGACGUCCCACUGGCCGAGCAGGUGUUGCAACGGAGAUUGGGGCCACGGGUGGCACGGAGGUUCCAAGUGGUCCAGUUUCCAGGAAAGGUGAAAGUAGAGCUACGGGUGGUUGCCAAAGGGUGCCACGGGAGUGCUCUAUAG